Struthio camelus australis is the source of this 1203-nucleotide messenger RNA. Its product is annotated as keratin, type I cytoskeletal 19. Gene Ontology annotation, biological process: epithelial cell differentiation; intermediate filament organization. Gene Ontology annotation, cellular component: cytoskeleton. The record is from RefSeq and is a predicted model, not a curated record. Gene Ontology annotation, molecular function: structural molecule activity. Lineage: Eukaryota; Metazoa; Chordata; Aves; Struthioniformes; Struthionidae.
AUGGCCAGUUACAGCUUCAGGCAAACUACCUCUUCUGUGUCAGGGGGACUUGGUGGCUCUUCAGUCCGUCUUGGCGGAGGUUCCUUUAGGGCCCCAAGUAUCCAUGGUGGAUCUGGUGGCAGGGGUGUCUCAGUCUCUUCUGCUAGAUUUGUCUCUUCUGGCCUAGGAAGUGGCGUGGGUGGUGGAUAUGGUAGUAGUUUUAGCAACAGCUUCAGUGGUGGCUUUGGUGGUUGUCUGGGCAGUGGUGAUGGCCUCCUUUCAGGAAAUGAAAAAACAACUAUGCAAAAUCUGAACGAUCGCCUAGCAUCUUACUUGGACAAAGUGCGUGCACUGGAAGAAGCAAAUUCUGAUCUUGAAAUUAAAAUCCGAGACUGGUACCAGAAACAAGGACCAGGGCCUGCUCGGGACUACAGUCCUUAUUAUAAGACUAUCGAAGACCUUCGAGAAAAGAUCCUUGCUGCCACUAUCGACAACUCCAAGAUUGUCUUGCAAAUUGAUAAUGCCAGGCUGGCUGCUGAUGACUUUAAAACCAAGUUUGAAACAGAGCAAGCUCUUCGCAUGAGCGUGGAGGCUGACAUCAACGGCCUGCGCAGAGUCCUGGAUGAACUGACCCUGGCUAGAACAGACUUGGAGCUGCAGAUUGAAAACUUAAAAGAAGAGCUGGCCUACCUAAAGAAGAACCAUGAGGAGGAAAUGAGUGCCCUGGGAGGGCAAGUAGCUGGCCAAGUCAGUGUUGAAGUGGACUCUGCUCCAGGCAUUGACCUGUCCAAGAUCCUGGCUGACAUGAGAGACCAGUAUGAACACAUGGCUGAAAAGAACAGGAAGGAUGCUGAGGCCUGGUUCCAAAACAAGACUGAAGAACUGAACCGCGAAGUCGCUGUCAAUACUGAGCAACUGCAGAGCAGCAAGUCUGAAGUCACUGACUUGAGACGCACCCUCCAAGGCCUGGACAUAGAGCUGCAGUCCCAGCUCAGCAUGAAAGCGGCGCUGGAAAACACCUUGGCAGACACAGAAGGGCGCUAUGGUGCCCAGCUGGCACAGAUCCAGGCCCUGAUAGGCAACAUGGAGGCCCAGCUGGCUGAACUCCGAGCUGAGAUGGAACGCCAGAACAGCGAAUACAAGAUCCUCAUGGACAUCAAGACUCGUCUGGAGCAAGAGAUUGCCACUUACCGCCAACUCCUGGAAGGCCAGGAGAGCCAGUAA